AUUGACUUCUGUAAAAAAUCGAUUCGUCCACAAUGGUACGCUGUUUUAGGACCUUGGGGAACUCAGCACAGCGUCUCUCCAAAUAGACCAUAAUAAAGAGUGCAUGUUACUAACUUCCUUAUGAACGCAGAGGAACGAGUUACUACUAGCGAGGACACUACAGUACGCGCGCAAAAGGUCUGCACAACUGAAGUAGUUUCACCUGCGGUUAAGAUCGUGCGAUCCUGAAAUAACUUCAAUGCGCCCUUGUCGCUCUUUUGAGAAUAACCGCAAUGGGAGCCUCGCAGUCUGCGGGCACUGAACAUGAGUUCCAAGAGCUGGCUGACCGAACUGGAUUUUCCCUGGAGCAGAUUGGCAACCUCAACAAGAGAUUCAGACAGCUGAGUAACAAUGAGGAGACACUAAGUCGAGAGGAUUUGGCCAGCAUCCCUGCUCUAGAUAACAAUCCAAUCCGGGCUCAAAUUAUUAAUGCCUUCUUUGAUAAAAGAAACCUCCAUCAGAAUGAGGCAGGAACAGUCCAGGAGAUUGGCUUUGAGGAGUUCCUCAUGGUGAUGUCUCACUUCCGCCCAGCAGCCAUGGGCAUAACAGAGGAGGAGAGGGAGAACCUGAGGAGGGAGAAACUACAAUUUCUGUUCAACAUGCAUGACACAGACAGCGACGGCACCAUCACCCUGGAGGAGUACAGACGGGUGGUGGAGGAGCUCCUAUCUAAGGCUGGCAUGAUCGGGCAGGAGACCGCCAAGGCCAUCGCAGACGCUGCCAUGCUGGAAGUGGCAGGCACUACAAGGGGCAAAAUGGAACCUGAUGAAUUCUAUGAAGGAAUCACUUUUGAACAUUUUCUACAGAUUCUAAAAACCUUUGAUAUUGAGACGAGGAUGCACGUUCGCUUUUUAAACAUGGACACUGCAACCUUGAGAUGUGGAAAAUCAAAAUGAGUCUCGGUCUCCUUUAAGAGACAUCGUUAUGGCACUGCUGUUUUUGUAGAAUGAAUCUCUCUGGUCAUCCUCUGUAAUGAAGCCAAAUACUUUUCAUAUGCACUAAUGUUUAAAUACCAUUCAUAUGCA
This is a messenger RNA of Coregonus clupeaformis (lake whitefish), 1064 nucleotides long. Its product is annotated as calcineurin B homologous protein 3. The coding region runs from base 273 to 935 and encodes 220 amino acids. The record is from RefSeq and is a predicted model, not a curated record. NCBI's taxonomy places the organism in Eukaryota, Metazoa, Chordata, Actinopteri, Salmoniformes, Salmonidae. Gene Ontology annotation, molecular function: calcium ion binding. The transcript is spliced from 8 exons.